This is a messenger RNA of Onthophagus taurus, 2999 nucleotides long. It is a transcript of the gene HDAC4, whose product is annotated as Histone deacetylase 4. Gene Ontology annotation, biological process: negative regulation of transcription by RNA polymerase II; epigenetic regulation of gene expression. The record is from RefSeq and is a predicted model, not a curated record. Gene Ontology annotation, molecular function: histone deacetylase activity. NCBI's taxonomy places the organism in Eukaryota, Metazoa, Arthropoda, Insecta, Coleoptera, Scarabaeidae. Gene Ontology annotation, cellular component: histone deacetylase complex.
CAAGAGGGCGGUUCGUGUACAAAGUGUUCACGAUUGCGUGUUUUAUUCCGUUAUCAGAGGCGGCCGCCACCGCGCCACCACCGUCGUUGUCGUCUUAGACGUCGCCGAUCCACCGUUGAUACGGCAACGUCGCUUCCGCUGUUGCGUUUCGCCGUCCGUCGGUAGACAGCGCCAGUGUGUUUAUUAAUCUCUCGGUGAGCAGCGACUCGGUUCUAACCAAACCAAAAAGCGAAAACCGAACAGAUCGUCUUAGUAGUUGUAGUUCGUGCUAUGGCCGCGACGUGUUUCUUUUUCGAUCGGUUAUUUUUUCUUGUUUUUUGUUUUGUUAAUAACCAUUUCUUUACGACAACAUACAACGGCGUGUUAUGCUGAAACCACCAAAUAGAAGAGGACGUGACGCGUCUUGAAAGAAGUGGAGGCAGGCGAUGAUGGGUGAUCAGCGUGGUGAAGCGCCGGAACGACUGCUCGAGCAGCAGAUCAUGCAGCUAAAGAAACAACAACAGCUGCAGCAGCAAAUAUUGUUGCACCAUUUCCAACAACAACAGCGACACCUUGCCGAACAACACGAACAGGAACUUCGACAACACCUGAAGGAUUUUUGGGAACAACAGAAGAAGAUACAGGAGAUGCGACAACGGGAACAGCUCGAGGCGCUCCGCAAAAAGGAGAAACACGAGGAAAGUGCUGUUGCUUCGAACGAGGUUAAACAAAAAUUGCAAUCGUUUUUACGACAACGAGCUAGUGGUUGUUCGAAGGCUCCAACGCAGGAAAAUUCAUGGUCUGAGGGAAUGGAAACAAAUUCAGAUCAAAAUUCCAGUAAUGAUUUUCCAUUAAGAAAAACAGCCUCGGAACCGAAUUUGUUAAAAGUUCGAUUAAAACAGCGCGUUAUGGAACGUAGAACGAAUCCGAUGACUAAACGACAUCUUCCGCCAUCUCUCAAGAAGAAAUUGUUGAGUAGUUGUUUGCCCCCAAGCGAAUCACCACCGCAGGAGCCGCCGAAAGAAUUGAGUCCGCCGUGCGACUCCGAGGAGUACCAAAGACACGUGUUGUUUAGCAGCCCGUCGAUGCCGAAUAUCUCUUUGGCCGCCCAUCAUCUCUCACCGGAUCUUUCGGAGGCCGCUUUAAGAGCAAGGUGUACAGCCAGGCUUGGAAUGCCCCUUACUGGACAAAUGCUGCCUGGCACAUUGCCGUUUUAUCCUUCAUUACCCGCCAUCGAAAGCGAACACGAAGAAGGCUCAACUUUAGACACUAUUAGUGAAUUACAGGAACCUCCAACAAGAGGUGUGAUACGCCCUUUAGGCCGAACUCAAUCAUCCCCUUUACCUCUCGGCCAUCCACUUUUAGAUGGAGUGCAACCACCGCCCUUACCGCCACCUCCACCUAUAGAAGAACAAGAACAACGAGAUCUUGAUUUAAGGGCAAAUGAAUCGAGAAGUAUACGUCCGUUAUCACGAGCAUUAAGCAGUCCAGUAGUUCAUCUUGGAGCACCGGGUGUAGCACCGACGCUCUCAAGACGACGAGCAUCUUCGACACCAACAACCGGCCUUGCUUUUGAUAACCAAAUGUUAAAGCACGCUUGCGUUUGCGGUAACAACAGCAUCCAUCCGGAACAUGCAGGUCGGUUGCAAAGUAUAUGGGCGAGACUUUUAGAAACCGGAUUGGUGCAACGUUGCGACCGAUUAAGGCCGCGAAAAGCGACUCCUCAAGAACUCCAAACGUGUCAUUCGGAAGCGCACGCUCUCUUAUACGGUACCAGUUCGUUGAAUCGACAUAAAAUGGAUAUGAGUAAAUUAUCUUCGUUGCCAGUUACGACAUUUGUGAGAUUACCUUGCGGAGGAAUUGGAGUUGAUACGGAUACAACGUGGAAUGAUCUUUUUACAGCGCCCGCUGCAAGAGUCGCGGUGGGUUGUACCGUUGAUUUAGCGGUAAGAACUUGGACUGGCGAUAUUAGGAAUGGAUUUGCCAUUGUUCGGCCGCCUGGACAUCACGCCGAACCGGAACAAGCGAUGGGUUUUUGUUUUUUUAAUUCGAUAGGAAUAGCGGCGAGGAUUUUGCAAAACGAACACCACGUACAAAAAAUACUCAUAUUUGAUUGGGAUGUUCAUCACGGAAAUGGAACUCAACAAAUUUUUUAUGAUGACCCGAGAAUAUUAGUGAUCUCAAUGCAUCGACACGACGAUGGUAAUUUUUUUCCUGGUACAGGUAAUCCGGAUGAGUGCGGCAACGGUCCCGGAUUAGGUUUUAACGUUAACAUCGCUUGGUCAGGCGGAUUAAAUCCUCCAUUAGGUGAUGCGGAAUAUUUAGCGGCAUUUCGAACAAUCGUAAUGCCAAUCGCUCGGGAAUUUAAUCCGGAUAUUGUGUUGGUUUCCGCUGGAUUCGACGCAGCGGAAGGUCAUGCACCUCCAUUGGGCGGUUAUCGUGUUUCUCCGGGUUGUUUUGGGUUUAUGACGCGACAAUUAAUGCAAUUAGCUCACGGCCGCGUCGUUUUAGCAUUGGAAGGUGGUUAUGAUUUGCCCUCGAUAUGUGAUUCAGCGGAGGAGUGCGUGCGCGUUUUAUUAGGCGAUCCACCGUCGCCUAUUUCCGUAUCAGAACUAAGUAAAUCGCCGUGCGCGAACGCGAUCGUCGCGUUACAGAAAGUGAUCAGGAUACAGACGAUGCACUGGCCGUGUUUGCAAGAAAGUGCGAAAAGUGUCGCGUGUUCGUUUAACGAUGCAGUUCGUAACGAAAAGGACGACAAGGAUACUGUGUCGGCGAUGGCGAGUCUGUCGAUGCAACAACAGGGAGUGGUACUAACUAGGUACCCAAGUCCGAAUGUUACGGAAGGCAUGGCCAGUUAAUGUCGGGCUAUCAAUAGUAGCAAAAGAAGAAGGAGGAAGGCAAAAGUCAAAACAUUCCGGCGGUUCAAUUGGCCGCUUUUAACGUUAAGAUCAAAUUAUCGUGUGUUUUAUUUUUGUUAAUAUAUUUGAAAGUUUUUAAUAAAAUUGAUUUAUUUACUUUUA